UCGAAUGAAAAGUUGAGGAUGUUGAGAUCUUGUGAUGUUCACCGCGCAUGCGCGAACACUUGUCCCCGAGCCUUCGCGCCAAGCGGAGAUCGCGAGACAUCUCCGCUUAGCGGCGCCACAGACGCGCGAAACAUCGCGAAUGGGUUCAAAACUAACCAAAUAAAAGUUCAAACGACUCGAAACAUGUUGCUGAUCGAGAAACUGCUGGUGGUUAUGUUUUGCGUCUUAGAAGCCGACGCGAAAGGAGCAAUCUACUUGACGACUAAAAAUGGAACAUUUCCAAUAACGCUGACAUCCUUGAAGUCUCGCGACGGCACUAUAGCGGAAGGCACUCCGAAGAUUUUAUCCGCGGCCACUAAAAACGUUUCCCGCGACGACAGCGACGACUACUGGGACACCAGUUCGCAGGAACUCUUGCUCUCGAAUUAUAUUAACGACACGUACGACUCGAUAACUAACGAUGCUUGGAGGAGGAACGCGAAGAGGAGCAUCAACGACGCGGUGUCCAAAAACAUUACUCUGGUUUUAGAGAAUCUGCUGAAGAAUUACGAGAACUCUCAGCUGCCGACGCAUGGAAAAGGAUACCCUACCGUAGUCCAGACGAACAUCUUGAUAAGGAGCAUGGGACCUGUGUCUGAACUGGAUAUGGAUUACUCUAUGGACUGCUACUUCAGGCAGUACUGGCGGGACACGCGACUCUCGUUCCUCGGGCCAAUCCGCUCUCUGUCGCUCUCUAUUAAAAUGCUCGAGCGCAUCUGGCGGCCUGAUACGUACUUCUACAACGGGAAGCACUCUUACGUACACACCAUUACUGUUCCGAACAAGCUGCUGAGAAUCAGCCAGCAUGGCGACAUUCUAUAUUCGAUGAGACUAACAAUCAAAGCGAAGUGUCCUAUGGAGCUACGCAACUUUCCCAUGGAUCGACAAUCAUGCCCUCUAAUCCUUGGCAGCUAUGCCUACUCAAACCAGCAGUUGGUAUACCAGUGGCAGAAUUCUGAAAGCGUGAACUUCGUUCCCGGCAUGACACUCUCCCAGUUUGACCUCAUCAGCUUUCCUUAUAGAAACUUCACCUUCACCAGGAGAGAAGGGGAUUUCUCAGUGCUCCAGGUGUCGUUCAACCUGCAACGGCACACGGGUUACUUCCUCAUCCAGGUGUAUGUGCCCUGUAUCCUCAUCGUUGUACUCUCCUGGGUGUCCUUUUGGAUUCAUCGUGAGGCAACGUCAGACCGAGUGGGCUUGGGCAUAACCACUGUCCUGACGCUGUCCACCAUCAGCCUGGACUCACGGACCGACCUGCCCAAGGUGCGGUACGCCACGGCCCUCGACUGGUUCCUACUCAUGAGCUUCUUCUACUGCAUCGCCACGCUGCUGGAGUUUGCUGGGGUGCACUAUUUUACUAAGGUCGGUUCAGGUGAGAUAGUGAUAGACGAUUCGGAAUGGGAGGAGCUGAUAGAGGAGGUGGGGGGCGACGCGUUCGCGGCGCGCCAGCUGGCCGUGCGCCGGCGCAGCUCGGCUCGCUCCGUCACCAACUAUAGCUUCUCCUUACCAGCGGCGAGCCACGAAGACGGCGGCGCGUCCCCGAGCUCGCCGGCAGGCGGCGGCGCCGUGCGGCUCACUAUGGAGCGCACAACGCAGACCGAGACCCGCGUGCCGCGCUGGCGCCAGCUAUUGUACUGCCUUGCUGGAGAUGACCGCUACCGCCGCCAGAGACAGCUGGAAGCGGGCAGUCGUGGCCACAUCAACAGCGUGUCGCACAUCGACAGGGCUGCCCGAGUGCUGUUUCCUGCUUCGUUCGCGCUUCUCAACCUGUUCUACUGGAUGAUCUAUGCGUUCUCCAGUGCCGACUUUGCUUGGAGCGACAACCCUAUCAAUACCCUUUCUCAUUAAUUGGGAUUAGGAAUGUUUUAAUUGUCAAUAAGGUUCAAAAUAGUAGUAGUAAACUAUAUUCCGCAUUUGCGACUUCCGUGAAAAAUAAGGAAAAUCACGUGAGAACUAUUAUGUAAUUUAAAUUAAUGAAAUUAUUUACUAAAGAAUAAUAAUAAAAUAAUAGUGACAUACUUUAUCUUGUUCUUAUCUACCAGGUAAUCUAGAGAUAAUUAAAAUAAAACUCGACAAUCGUGAAUCUAUUUUGUUUUUAAUUACGGAAAAAGUGAAAAAUGAAAUAGAGACAGUCCAUUGAGCAAGGUAAUGCACGUUUAGAAAAAACUAUAUUAGCUUUUACCGAGGAACAUUAUUUAAAGAGUUGCUGAAGACUACUGUGCCUACUAAGUACACUACUAAAGUAGACUGAAUGUGGAGAAUUAGACCAUUCGCGUAAGAUUCUUUAGUCAUUUGUUUUUAGGAAUGCAACAAAACGGCAUUCUCAAUAUUCAAAAGCUUUCACAUAAAAUAUUUACAAGUACAAAAGGUUUUUGCGCAAUAUUGGUACGUGUAUCAGUAAAUAGGAAUGGUAGGCUAAGUCUUGCAUGGCACUGAUUUCAAAAGGCCUCUAGCCUCAAACAGUAAUCAUUCAAUUUUAAACUAAUACAUAGGUACAAAUAGCAGUCACUUUCAAGCACACUACGAUUUCAAAAUACUAUAUAAAUAUUCGUACAUUUAAUUAAUAGGUCUCUCAAUAUUUCGCUGAGAAUAAAUAAUAAAUAUAAUAUUUCCCAUUUUCGAUUUAUUACAAUAUCUUCGUUUUGAUUUAAAUUACGUACAACAUAAAUUAACAUCAAAACCACGUACAACUAUAUACAUU
Molecule: messenger RNA, 2740 nt
Organism: Ostrinia furnacalis (Asian corn borer)
Lineage: Eukaryota; Metazoa; Arthropoda; Insecta; Lepidoptera; Crambidae
Product: gamma-aminobutyric acid receptor alpha-like
Exons: 11
Coding region: 19-1887 (622 amino acids)
Biological process (GO): monoatomic ion transmembrane transport
Cellular component (GO): membrane
Molecular function (GO): GABA-A receptor activity; extracellular ligand-gated monoatomic ion channel activity
Source: RefSeq, a predicted model, not a curated record